Ahaetulla prasina is the source of this 7284-nucleotide messenger RNA. RefSeq names its product phospholipid phosphatase related 4 (gene PLPPR4). The record is from RefSeq and is a predicted model, not a curated record. Bases 326 to 2509 code for a protein of 727 amino acids. The transcript is spliced from 7 exons. Gene Ontology annotation, molecular function: phosphatidate phosphatase activity. Gene Ontology annotation, biological process: axonogenesis; phospholipid metabolic process; signal transduction. Lineage: Eukaryota; Metazoa; Chordata; Lepidosauria; Squamata; Colubridae.
UCUGAUCGCCGCAGCUUUGGAGAAGGAGGAGAACCGGCGGCUGGUGGCCGAGAGCGGGAGAGGAGGCCGGCCGUGCAGCGCCGGCGGUGGCGGUGGCGGUGGCGAGCAAGGGGGCUUGUUGCUGCUGCUGCCGCCGAGAGAGGAAGAAGUGCUGGGCUGCGCGCUCCUUCCCCGGCGAGAGGUGGCCCCGGGGGAAUGUGACAUCACCGCGCGGGUCUGGGGCAGCCGAGCGGGAAGGCUUCCCGGCAGCGUCCCGGCCUCCCUGGCUAACGCGCUGCCGCCGCCCGCUCCCGCGCCGGCUCCCCAUCUCGGCCCCGUCAUCAGCAUGUCUGCGAAGGAGAGGCCCAAAAGCAAAGCCGCCGCCGCCGCCGCCGCCGCCACCACCAAGGAAAGCGUCACCCUGUUGCCUUGCUUUUAUUUCGUGGAGCUGCCCAUACUGGCUUCUUCUGUUGUCAGUCUCUAUUUCCUUGAACUCACGGAUGUCUUCAAGCCAGUACAUGCUGGAUUCAGCUGUUACGAUAGAAGUUUGAGUAUGCCAUACAUUGAACCUUCCCAGGAGGCUGUUCCUAUCUUGAUGUUGCUCAGUUUGGCUUUUGCUGCUCCUGCCAUUAUGAUUAUGGUAGGCGAGAGCAUUCUCUACUGCUGCCUUUCCAAACGCCGGAAUGGAAUUGGAGCCGAGGCCAAUAUCAACGCAGGCGGCUGCAAUUUCAAUUCUUUCCUUAGGAGAGCUGUCAGAUUUGUUGGUGUCCAUAUCUUUGGCCUUUGUGCCACCGCACUUGUCACUGAUAUCAUACAGCUGUCAACUGGAUAUCAAACACCGUAUUUCCUGACUGUAUGCAAACCUAAUUAUACUUCCCUCAACGUAUCGUGCUCAGAAAAUUCUUACAUCGUGGAAGAUAUUUGCUCAGGAUCUGAUCCCAUUAUCAUCAAUGAUGGCAGAAAGUCAUUUCCUUCGCAACAUGCCACCCUGGCAGCAUUUGCAGCUGUGUAUGUUUCGAUGUACUUCAAUUCUACGCUAACCGACUCCUCUAAACUUCUAAAGCCACUUCUAGUCUUUGCUUUUAUCAUCUGCGGAAUCAUAUGUGGCCUGACACGCAUCACCCAGUACAAAAAUCACCCAGUGGAUGUUUAUUGUGGCUUUUUAAUUGGGGGUGGAAUUGCUCUCUACUUGGGUCUGUAUGCUGUAGGGAACUUUUUGCCAAGUGAAGACAACAUGUUCAACCAUAUCAUACAUAGAGAACCAUUGAGACCUUUGCCUGACCUAAGCCAAGAUCCCAAUCGAAUUUUACCAGGGAAAAAUGGCAGUGGAAAUGAUGCGAUCACGACUCAUCACGUGGAGAACAUGUUGAACAGGAACCACAGGGACACCGGCUCCUUGACAAACCUUAAGAGAGCGAAUGCUGAUGUAGAGAUUAUAAUGCCACGAAGUCCGAUGGGAAAGGAAAACAUGGUCACAUUCAGCAACACAUUGCCAAGAGUCAACACACCUGCAGUCGAGGAAUCAGCUCGUCGGAACGUGUCCAUACAUGCCUCCAUGGAUUCCGCCCGCUCAAAACAACUCCUCUCUCAAUGGAAGAACAAGAAUGAAAGUCGGAAGCUCUCCCUGCAGGUAAUUGAAACCGAUUCUGGACAGUCGCCUCCUAGGGCCAUUGAAAUGAGAUCAAGCUCUGAGCCAUCUAGAGUGGGUGUUAAUGGAGAUCACCAUGGUCCAAGCAAUCAGUACCUGAAAAUUCAGCCUGGUAGCAUGCCAGGCUGUAACAGUGUUGGCCUAUCUGGGGGACCCAGAGUUUCCAUUCAGUCACGUCCAGGAUCUUCCCAGCUUGUGCACAUCCCUGAAGAGACCCAGGAAAAUGUGAACACGUCUCCCAAAACGAAUUCUGCUCGAGCAAAGUGGUUAAAAGCUGCUGAGAAGACAGUUGGGUGCAGAAGCAACAGCCAGCCAAGGAUCAUGCAGGUCAUAGCCAUGUCAAAGCAACAAGGAGUCCUUCAGGGCAGCCCAAAGAGCUCCGACGGCGGUACAGUCACCUGUACAGGAGCGAUCCGCUACAAAACCUUGACAGAUCAUGAACCAACCAGCAUUGUAAGGGUAGAGGCCCACCCUGAGAAUAGCCGCCCCAUCAUCCAAAUGCCGUCCGAAGGAGAAGGCAGUGGCUCCUGGAAAUGGAAAGCCCCGGAGAAAGGAAGCCUUCGCCAAACGUACGAGCUCAACGAUCUCAACAGAGACUCUGAGAGCUGCGAAUCUUUGAAAGACAGUUAUAGUUCUGGGGAUCGGAAAAGAAGCAACAUCGAGGGCAGUGACCAUCAUCAUCAUGGGAUCACCACAAUAAGGGUGACCCCUGUAGAAGGCAGCGAGAUCGGCUCAGAGACCCUGUCCAUUUCCUCUAGCCGUGACUCGACACUUCGGAGAAAAGGUAAUAUCAUUUUAAUACCCGAAAGAGGCAGCAGCCCGGAGAAUACCAGGAAUAUCUUCUACAAAGGAACAUCUCCAACAAGAGCUUACAAAGAAUGAGGGCUGGUGCUUCGGCCAAAACAACAAACACCACUACAAUCAAUACUGUUUGGGUGCAAGCGUUGCACUCCCUUUAUUUUUAGAGCUGAUGCCGAAAUAUUCUUGAUGUGCCAACUAUUGACCAUCAGCCUGACUGUUUAUGGAUGUUGCUGAUGUGUAGUGAUUGUGCAUGAAUUUGUGAAUUUCAUGUCGCGGGGGGAAAAAGCACAAUGCAAGAACCUAGUGAAGGGGAGCAAGCUUUUGUUUUCAGAAUCAAAAUGUUUUUUUCCAGUGGGAUCUGUGUCAGCAAAAAGAGCGGUCUUAAAUCUGGACCGCUUAUUUCCUGAAUGUGCCAACUUUUCAACUUAUCUCUAUUUCAUGGUCAAAGGGAAGCAAUUUUUUUUAAAUAAGCAAAAGCUGUACCAGAGCUGUACUUCAUCUUUGCGGGUUUUGCACCAAAAUUUAAUACCAAACGGUGCUGAUUCUAACUUUACAUUUUUAGAAAACUUCUACUCCUGUGCAGCUCUCUAAACACAAUACAUUUUGAUGUGCGAGUUCUUUCCGAGUAUUCUAGCUGAAAACACCAUGCUAACUGCAUUCAUUUAGAAUAGAAGAGUAUCAAGAAUCAAUACAGCUUUGCUAUAGUGCAGUUUUCAUCUCAAAUGAUCGCAAAACUUUUGUGUAGUUCUUUGAAAGAUUUUUUGGCGCCAAAAAAACAAAAAAAAACAAAAACAAAACAGAAACAAAAGGUGAUAUUCCAUGAAAGUUGAAUGAUUUUUUUUUCCUCCUGAGUUAGGUUAGUUUUUGCUUUUCUCCAAACUUUAUUCAGUUACAGGUGCUAUAGAGAUAGAUGUUGCUUUUUUAACGAGAUAGCUUGGGGUUAAUUUAAAUAUUGUACUUUUUUUUUUUUUUGGAAGAUAGGGAUCUCUUACAGCACUAAUUCAAAUUCUUCAUUUUGAACAGGGUUUUCAGUUUGCUUCAUGGCUUACAUUUUCCUUUUUUUCAGUUCAUCGCUGGUUAGCUAGCACUUCACCCUGAUCACUGCCACUGUGUUGUAACAGUGCAAAUAAAUUUUGCAAGUCAGAUUGCCUAAUCAAUUAGCAGGUGUGGCCUUAAACACAGGAACAUCCUAGAAAAGACAAAGGACCCCUGUUAUUCUUUUCCCAAAAACUGGGCUGUACUUCUGCUUCCAGAGGUGACCUGAAUUUAAUGAAGGAUCAUGAUUGGAAGAUCCAAGCAAUCAUAAUAGGCUUAUCUUAAUCUCCCAUGGCUGGUAAAAUAGUCAGUGGAAAUGAGAACUGAAAUUAAGUUGCUGAAUCCUCUCCCAUGUGACAGUUGCUAUCUUAAGUGCUUAAAGACAGAUUACAUUAGAUCACACCUAUCCCCCUUUCUUCUGCAUCGGUGUUGAACCUCUGCCUCCCUCUGAAUUUUUAAUAUACUAAAAAAGAUUUAAUAGUUCUGAUCUCAAUGAAAGCAACGGCUGAGGUAACUUGUAGCUGAUUUCCUGGUGGCCUGUGACAAUGUGAGAUAUUGGAUAAUUCUCCUAUCCAAUAGAUGGGCUGGUCUUGUCGUUUGGGGACAACCACAGAUGAAAUCGAUACUCGCACUCACACAGAGAAGUGGUUCUCUUAGUCCACGGGUGUUAAACCCGGUCACGUGACGUUUCAUGACUUUUUUGCCUUUGUGGAACCGGGAUAGGCAUGGCCUGCACCUGAUGCAUCCAGCACGCGGGCUGCCACCCCUGUUUUAGUCAUUUGGAAUAUAAAAUGACCCUUCAACUACUUGCAGCGUGUUCAUCAAUCAGUGUUUAUUUUUUUAUUUAAAAAAAAAUAUGCCAUGCCCAGUGACAAUCAUCAAACAAAUAUAAAGGUACUGCAUUGUACUACCGUGUUUCCCUAAAAAUAAGACCCUGUCUUAUAUUUUUUUGAACCCUGAAAUAAGCGCUUGGCCUUAUUGCCAUGCACUCAAAAGCCCGAUUGGGCUUAUUAUCAGGGGGUGUCUUUCUCAAAGGAUUUCCUAGAAUAAUAAAUUAUGGACAAAUUGAUUUAUUUUGGGUCCAUGUCCCGUCCUUUGUUCGUUUUUUACCUCAUAAACCAUAUCUCUAUAAAUUCUUUCAUCCUACAUGGAAAUUUCAAAUUAAAUACGGUCUUAGAAAACACAUUUAUUUUCCCAUAAAACAGGCAUAUUAAACCUGUUUUUAAUCUAAUAAAAUUGCCAGCACAUUCAGGAAAUGUGAAACCCAACUAAUAAUGCAAUGGCUCAUCUGUACAUUAAUCCAGGAGUUCACAUCAGAACAUUCAGCCAGGAAAGAAAAUUGAGAGGUAUCUGGCAUUUAGCGUUUGGAAGGUCCAAUCCAAAUCCUUAUGCUCUAGAAACCUAAAUGGGCCAACAUCAACUAUAGUUUCUCGAUUUUGUUUUCCAUUCUCCCUCCAAAGAGCUUUGAGUGACAAUCUAACCUCAUUUCUAUCCUACCGGAAAGAAUUGGAAUCCAAUCUCUCUCUCGAAAAUCUGUUGAUUUUUCUUGUUAACAAGAAAAACGCUACAUAAUGCAAGAACAUUUUGGUCAUAAUCACGCAGUAAAGCUAUCUUAUCUAUUAAAACGGUGUUUAAAAGCACUUCAAAAGCAAAAUGCAAACAUUGUACUUUUCACUACUUUUUUUAAAAUGAUGGCAGAGGGGGCAGAUUACUUAUCAUACGCUAUUCAUUGAAUUCAUAUCCUCUUUUCUACCGGGAGCAUAAGGCAGCAAAUCCUCUUGCAUUCCCCCUCCCACAUCCUUGUAAGCUCAAAGAAGCAACAGCAGUGCAACUGUUCCACCACUUAGCAGUGGCUCUCUUAAGGCGAAGGUCCUUACCAGCUCACUUGCCUAAGAUUCUUUCAUCUAGCACGACUAUGCUGAAACUUAGCCUGUAGUCCUGCCAAAGGCGGGGCCUUCUACACAAAGAGUGUUCUUUUUAGACAAUCAUUCUGAAAUCUAUUGUGAGUUACACUGCAAGCAGUUAUUUCUUGCAUAGCCCACAAUAGCACUGAGGACUUAACAUCUCUCGUCGGAUUAGAUGGAAAGGAAGGCAUUAUCAACGACACCAUUUAGAACAGAUGAGAAUCAUGUCUUGAGAUACGCAUCUCGAAACAGAACUACAUUCCAUUUCUUCCGGUCCCAAACUGGUCAUCACACAUCCCUAAUCCCAAUCCAGCUCAGGAAUAAACCAUGCAAUCCUGAUUGCUGGGUGCUGGCAUCCAGCCAAUAUAUAUUUUUAUCAGUGGUGGAAUUCAAUUUUUUUUUUACUACCGGUUCGGUGGGCGUGGCUUGGUGGGCGUGGCAGGGGAAGGAUAUUGCAAAAUCUCCAUUCCCACCCCACUCCAGGGGAAGGAUAUUGCAAAAUCUUCAUUUCCACCCCACUCUGGUGCCAGCCAGAGGUAGCAUUUGUCGGUUCUCCGAACUACUCAAAAUUUCCGCUACCGGCUCUUCAGAACCUGCUGAAUAGCAUCCCUGACUUUUAUGGACCAACAGCUCCUUGUUUUAUGUUGAACAUUUGAUAAGGGUCCCCCUAGUGAAGCAUUCCUGCUUUUUUCAGAGGCGGCUCACAUCUAAACUUUAACUAGAAUAUCAUGCCAUGAGCCUGUACUCAGAAAGUAAGUAGGACCAAAUGCACUAAAUUUGAUUUCAGUAUUGGUAUAAUUCAAACUUAUACGAUUGUAGAAUUUCUUCUUCUCUCACAUUAAAAAGGGUCAUUUGGUGGCUAGUUUGAAGAAGCCCCAGAGCUUCUUCUUGCUGGAGCUCUGAGGCUACAUUUUUACCCUAGCUGGAUUGGAGGAUUGACUGUCUAUUUACAGCAUUUAAUGUUAAAUAUAGUAUUGAACUCUUUUCUCCAGAGGAAAGGCUAUGCAGAUUCUUGUCUAAGAUGAAGUGUUUUUACUCCAAUCAAUUCUGAUGAACUGUUGACUCAGAGGCAGAGGGGAUUAUGUUUUUGGUUUAUUAAAAGUGGAAAGUCUUCAAAAGACUUAACAGUACAUAGCAAGCAGUCAUUGCUUGGCUAGAAACAUGAUAUACAAGUGUUAAUAAAGUCCUCGUCAUGCGUACCACUCUCAGUUGUACUGAGUUUAUCAGGACUUGUGCUUCAAUGAAUAAAUAUAGGAUUGCGAUCUGAACAACUGCAAUAAUACAAGCACUCCAAAUAGCCAUUCUAAAUAAUAUCUCUUUUUUUUUUCUGUUGCAUGUUUAUGUUUUUGGAGGGAGUGGAUGCUUUUCUUUAAUUAUCCUUCUUGCUUUGCUUUAGUUAGCCAACCACAUAUAAAUAAUUGUGAGUUGUUACUUGGACUCUAAACUUCGCUGCACUCUUUCAACGGCAGCGAUACUUUUCCUAUCUAAACUUUUCCUACUUACCAGCCAACAAUUUUAAAAGCACUUGCAAAAUCAUUGAAAUUACAUUCUUUACUUAAAAUACUGAAAAUACUUUUUUACACAGAAGUGCCAAAGGCUACUCUUUUUAAUAACGGCUUCUCAGUAAUUACAUUAAAGAACAAAAAGUGUAAUAAUACUAUACAUUGAGAUUCUAACUUCUGUUUGUAUAUCAUCUGUGAAGCCUUUUGUAAAACAAAUCUUUGUUUACAUUCCACUGAUACCUUAAUUUCAAAACAAAUCAAAUUGACAGGUGGCAUCUUCGAGUUUUUUUCUUACUUGCUGAAAGGGGCACCAAUUUCUUUGUUAGGCUGUGCUUUACUAAGAAAAAAAAAUUGGGUAAAAUACAGAAUAUGUUUUUAAAUGAGAAUUCUAUAUAAAGUAUUGUGUUCUAAUAAA